AUGGCAAGCGGAUCGAUGAAGGAUAUGACAAACAAGGUUGACAAACUGGAGAAGUUCGAAGGGGUGGACUUCCGAAGAUGGCAGAAGAAGAUGCAUUUUCUUCUGACUUCGUUGAAGGUUGUGUACGUGUUGACUACUCCAAUCCUGGAGAUACAGGAGGAGGGCAAUCUGGAGCAAAUCAGGAAGAGGUCGAAGUGGAAGAACGACAACUAUAUAUGUCUUGGCCACAUUCUGAAUGGUAUGUCUGAUCCCUUAUUUGAUGUUUAUCAAAAUGUUGAAACUACAAAGUUAAUGUGGGACACGUUGGAAGCCAAAUACAUGGCAGAAGAUUCUUCUAGUAAGAAGUUUCUUUUUGCCCAACAUGAUAUGAAGAUGGAUGAAUCCAUCUCUGUUUCGAGUAUCAUUGACAAGUUACCUCCUUCCUGGAGAGAUGUUAAACAUAAUCUGAAACAUCAGAAAGGAGAGUUAACUUUGGUUGAACUUGGAGGCCACUUCAGAAUUGAAGAAGGCUUGAGAGCACAGAAAAAUGUGUUGGUCAAUGAUGAUAAGAAACGGGCUGGAUCAAGUUCUGUGAACAUGGUUGAAACGGGUGAAUAA
Molecule: messenger RNA, 597 nt
Organism: Helianthus annuus (common sunflower)
Lineage: Eukaryota; Viridiplantae; Streptophyta; Magnoliopsida; Asterales; Asteraceae
Exons: 2
Coding region: 1-597 (198 amino acids)
Source: RefSeq, a predicted model, not a curated record